GGAGGACCACAGGACACUCCAGCCAGACUUUUCCACUUGGGCCUUAGGUCAAAAAAGAGAUCAAGAGAUCUGCAAGGGGCCUGGUGGUUCCUGCCCCCAGUUCUUCCCCUAUCCCAAGCAAAAUGCAGUUUCCAUGACAACCUGCUGGCCAGCCUGAGGAGGGGGGACUGAACAUGAGGGAUGAAGAGUGUGGGCUGCACAGGAGGCCGUGGAGUGGGUAGUGGGCACACAGGGCCACACAGGCCUAACUCCCAAGCCACCAUGCCAGCCAGCACAGGAGAGUAGAAGGCUCACAGAGAAGCACCCCACCCCCACCAUCCUGCUCCCUCCCUCUGGCUCCAGUGGAAAGGGUCAAGGGUCAAACUCCAAAGAUCAUUCACUGCCUCUGCCUGGUAGAGGCAGCCUAGCACUGAAGAAUCUCCCACAGCAGGACAUCACCAUCACUGUCACCGUCACCGUCACCAUGCUCAAGGCCAGAGCCACCAGGAUGGUCCCUGGAGGCCCUCUGAGGGUGGGGGUGGUAGGUUAUGGCCGCCUAGGACAAUCCCUUGUGUCCCGCCUUCUGGCUCAGGGAUCCGAACUGGGCCUAGAACUUGUUUUUGUAUGGAACCGUGACCCUGGACGAAUGGCAGGGAGCGUGCCCCCUGCCCUGCAGCUCCAAGACCUUACUGCUCUUGAGGAAAGGCACCCUGACCUUGUGGUAGAAGUGGCUCAUCCAAAUAUAAUCCACGAAUCAGGGGUACAGAUCCUGCGCCACGCUAACCUCCUGGUGGGGUCUCCCUCAGCUCUGGCUGACCAGACCACAGAGCAGCGGCUCAUGGAGGCUUCAAACCACUGGGGUCACACUGUGUUUGUGGCCCGAGGAGCCCUGUGGGGGUCUGAAGACAUUAGGAGAUUGGAUGAAGCUGGAGGCCUCCAGAGCCUUCGAGUCACCAUGGCCACACAUCCUGACGGCUUCCGGCUGGAGGGAUCCCUGGCUGCAGCACACAGCAGUGGACCCCGCACAGUGCUCUACGAGGGUCCUGUGCGUGGACUCUGCCCCUUGGCCCCCCGAAACUCUAACACCAUGGCAGCCGCUGCCCUGGCUGCCCCCAGUCUAGGCUUCGACGGUGUCAUUGGGGUGCUUGUGGCUGACCUUAGCCUCACAGACAUGCACGUGGUGGACGUGGAGCUGAACGGCCCCCCAGGCCCCCCAGGCCACAGCUUCACCGUGCACACCCACAGGGAGAACCCAGCCCAGCCUGGAGCUGUCACCGGCUCUGCUACUGUCACAGCCUUCUGGCACAGCCUACUGGGUGCGGUCAGGCCCCUCCAAGGGUCCCCUGGCCUUUGUAUUCUGCAGAACUAACAUGUUGGUGUCCCACCCGUUUUCUGUCUUUGCCCACCGUUAGUUUUCACCCCCAGGCUUUCUGGGUCUCUCCCCAGCUCAACUUCUCUGAGUCUCAGAGACUCUUGUCUCUCCACUCACACCUCACGCCUCUUUCUGGGUAUCCUCUUUGGGUUAUACCACACUACCAUUUCCAAAGCCCACGGUCGCCAUGGCCGCCUGGGUGUCUGUGUC
Molecule: messenger RNA, 1561 nt
Organism: Microtus oregoni (creeping vole)
Lineage: Eukaryota; Metazoa; Chordata; Mammalia; Rodentia; Cricetidae
Gene: Aspdh
Product: aspartate dehydrogenase domain containing
Exons: 6
Coding region: 464-1348 (294 amino acids)
Biological process (GO): NAD+ biosynthetic process
Molecular function (GO): L-aspartate dehydrogenase [NAD(P)+] activity; NADP binding
Source: RefSeq, a predicted model, not a curated record